GUUUUUAGUGAGGGCGACAAACUUAUAUAUACGCUCGAGCUGGCAUAUCGAACUGAAAACGUCAACAAUCCACGUUGCAGCCUGCCAAGAUCCGUUAGCGUCAGCCAAACAAAAUGAAUCGGAAUGGAGGCGGAAGAGGAGCAGCCUCUACAGAGGACAUGUUGGAAUCGGAAAACAACAGAUUAUCUGAAAACCUAGCGUCAAAAGUUUCAACCUUAAAAUCGCUUGCUCUGGACAUAGAGAGUGAAACAAAUGAUCAGAAUAGAUACCUCGAUGGAAUGGAUGGUGAAUUUGAUAGUACGCAUGGGUUACUUGGAGGAACCGUGAAGAGAUUUGAUCAGAUGCUGAAAUCAGGAAAACACAAUCGCAGGCUUAUGUGCUAUCUCAUACUUACUUUAUUAUUCUUAUUUGUUCUGUUCUAUAUGUUAAUAGGCCAUGUAACUGGCGGUUAAAUUCUAACUGGAGCGGUUAAAUUCAAAAUUGAAUAUAUAUUUAUUUAUAUUUUUAAUAAUUUACAUGUGAAAGAAUUUAUCAAGUUUAGAUAAUGAAUACCACCAGUUUUAAAAGCUUAGUUUACUUUAGAAACAACAGAGUAUUGUAACCACUCAAACUAAUAUAAAAUCAUACAUUUUAUUAAACACUUUGAAUUCAUUAUUCAUUUAUUUAUUGUUCAUUAUUGUCUAUCAGUAUUUUGAGUAAUCUGUAUGAUCAGUGGGUUUGUUAAUGCAACAAAUAUAAGGCAGGAUUUGUUACUAGGAUCAACAAGAAAGAUGCGUUCUCCAAGAAUUGUCUUUAAUUAUCAAAUUUGUAAUACAUGGAUUGCAUUGAAUGCGUCUAGGGCAUGUAUGUUGCAUUGUUAGAAAACCUGCACAACAUUUUGAUGUAUAUAUUUUAUGAUGUAAAUACCUUAUUACAGUUGGGCCUAAAAAAAAAGUUAUAUUAGUGUAGCAGGCCCAAAAUAUAGGGUAGGUAGGUAGGAAUUUUUUUUUUUUUACUGCCACAAUAUUUUGCAUAGACCUUGAAAUAUCUAUCUAUAAAAUCAAUUAAAUAAGUUUUUACAGCACCUAAUUGUCAUAUUUUUCGCCCUUGGACCAUUUUUGAUACAUUUUGAGUGACACCCAACAAUGCCCACUUUGCUCACGUAAACUUGUAUCGCAAAAUUUAAAUAAAAAUGGUUGUGGUAGAAUGUAGGAUAGUCCCUUAGAUACAGUAGUAUUUAUGUCAUGUUAAUAUGUUUAUAGUCAAGUUCCGUAUCACUAACCAUUUUUGUUGUGGUUAAGUUACAGCCUUUUUUUUAUUAUAAAUAAAUUCUAUAAACUGUA
Molecule: messenger RNA, 1322 nt
Organism: Anneissia japonica
Lineage: Eukaryota; Metazoa; Echinodermata; Crinoidea; Comatulida; Comatulidae
Product: BET1-like protein
Exons: 4
Coding region: 114-452 (112 amino acids)
Biological process (GO): retrograde transport, endosome to Golgi; regulation of retrograde vesicle-mediated transport, Golgi to ER
Cellular component (GO): SNARE complex; Golgi trans cisterna
Molecular function (GO): SNAP receptor activity
Source: RefSeq, a predicted model, not a curated record